This is a messenger RNA of Momordica charantia (bitter melon), 2309 nucleotides long. The record is from RefSeq and is a predicted model, not a curated record. Lineage: Eukaryota; Viridiplantae; Streptophyta; Magnoliopsida; Cucurbitales; Cucurbitaceae.
UAAAUCAUCGGUAUUAAUUUUCUGACAGAUGAUAGAGUGGGAGAGGCUCUCUCCUCCGACGGACGAUGCCGAAUCCCAGUCCUCCAUUUCAGAAAUGAAAAACGAAAAUUUCCCGGGAAAAUAAUUGGAAUCCAAGAAAAUAUUUCAAUUCCGUCGAGAAAGUUACAAUUCAUCUCAUCCACUCCAAUUCCGCUUCCAUUUAUCGAAUCAAUUGUCGACCACCAGUUUUACAGUUCCACUGAUUCACGCCGCUGAAGCUCUUCGUCGGAGCUUGUAUGAAUCCUUGCGCUGGUUUUGUGUAUGGAGAUUACGUACGCAUCACCCAGCGCGACUAGCCUUGCUUCAUCCAAUUCUGCCCUUUCCUCCAUGCCUGCCUCGAGCCGACCGGUCAAGGUCAUUCCCCUGCAGCAUCCUAGCACGACGUCGUCAUCUCCCUCCGGUGCUUCUGCCGGAGCUCUGGUGAAGACAUGGACGGCGAAGGUGAAGCGGAUGACUUGGAUUCAAUGGAUGGAGCUUUUGCUGCCUUGCUCCCGCUGGAUUAGAACGUAUAAAUGGCGGGAAUAUUUACAGAGCGAUCUAUUGUCCGGGAUUACUAUUGGCAUCAUGCUCGUUCCGCAGGCAAUGUCUUAUGCAAAAUUAGCUGGGCUUCGACCAAUAUAUGGACUUUAUUCUGGUUUCUUCCCUCUGUUCGUCUAUGCAUUUUUUGGUUCUUCACGUCAGCUUGCAGUUGGUCCAGUAGCAUUGGUUUCUCUCUUGGUUUCUAAUGUCUUGGGUGGAAUUGUCAAUUCAUCUGAGGAACUAUAUACUGAACUUGCAAUAUUACUGGCACUCAUGGUUGGAAUAUUGGAAUGUGUGAUGGGGCUGUUGAGGCUGGGAUGGAUUAUUCGCUUUAUCAGUCACUCUGUAAUCUCUGGCUUUACUUCGGCUUCUGCCAUUGUGAUUGGAUUAUCCCAAGUGAAAUACUUUCUGGGGUACGAUGUAUCAAGAAGUAGCAAAAUCGUGCCACUAAUUGAGAGCAUAAUAGCUGGAGCUGACGGGUUCUUAUGGCCGCCUUUCAUAAUGGGGUCAGUCAUCCUUGCGGUACUUCAGAUCAUGAAGCAUUUGGUUCUUUCUCAAGAUCAGCCGUGAGCCACGAAAGUGGAGCUAAAACUGGCUUAUCUCAGAUUGUUACAGGAAUGGUCAUGGGUGGGGCCCUUCUUUUCCUGACUCCAUUGUUUAAGUACAUACCUCAGUGUGCAUUGGCUGCCAUUGUGAUCUCUGCUGUAAUAACUUUGGUGGAUUACGACGAGGCUAUUUUUUUGUGGCGCAUUGACAAGAAAGAUUUUCUUCUAUGGGUGAUUACUGCUAUUUCUACGUUGUUUCUUGGCAUUGAGAUUGGCGUCUUAAUUGGGGUGGGUGUUUCACUAGUCUUUGUCAUUCACGAAUCUGCAAAUCCACAUAUGGCUGUAUUGGGGCGUCUUCCUGGCACUACUGUGUACAGAAAUGUUCAACAGUAUCCAGAGGCAUAUACUUACAACGGAAUUGUGAUUGUUCGGAUUGAUGCACCAAUUUAUUUUGCAAACACGAGUUUCAUCAAAGACAGGUUACGUGAAUAUGAAGUUGAAGUUGACCGAUCUACUGGUCGUGGGCCAGAUGUUGAGAGAGUUUAUUUCGUUAUUAUAGAGAUGGCACCCGUUACUUAUAUAGAUUCUAGUGCUGUCCAGGCUUUCAAAGAAUUGUAUCAGGAAUACAAACUUCGAGAUAUUCAGAUUGCCAUUUCCAAUCCGAAUCGAGAAGUUCUGCUUACAUUUUCAAGAUCCGGUGUCGUCGAGCUUAUUGGCAAGGAGUGGUUCUUUGUGAGAGUUCAUGAUGCAGUUCAAGUCUGUCUUCAGCAUGUGGAGAGCUUAAAGGAGACAAACAGGAGAUCAGAUUCUUCACCAAAUGAUGCAUCAAGCUUUCUCCAAAGCUUAGUGAAAUCCAGAAGUGAGGAUUUAUCAGUUAGCCAAUUAGAGGCAGGCAUCAAAAAGCUUCCAAGUUCCAAUGAAAUUGACCCUCGAUUGGAACCAUUGCUGCCUCGAAUGCCUUGAGAAUAAUUUUUUUGAUAGAAUGCAAAGUGUAUCAAUUAUUUUGCAAAUUAGCUGUGCAUAUGUAUGCUUUAUUGCUUCAAUUUGCUUUAUAUAUGUAAAUUGAUAUGUUGUACCGUUGAGUAAAAAUAUAUACAGUCUAUUUUGUAAAGUAUCAAGAUAAAUUCGGCAUGAUUAUGUAUUCAUUUUGAUGUAUGCCGUGGCAAUAAAAAAUUUGAUAUGUCUGAUAAUAUUAAUGCAUUUGAA